CUAGUGCCAGUAUAUCAUAUGUUUGCAGUCUUGGCUUUGCUAGGGCCAAGUUGUUCGGUCCAUGGAAGCACGCGUUAGUCAGCAUCACUUUUUUACAAAUUUGGGCAUCUCCCUCACUCAAAUCUCUCCCCUCCUCCUUUUGAAUGUUCUCUCUUCUCUAUAUUCAGCACCAAGACACUGCAGAGAGUAAGAGACAGACAGACACCCUUCUCCCGAAUCCUUAUAAAUACUCCUCCAUACGGAGACUCCGAAAGUUCAAACCACAAACACAUCUCAGAAACACUAAAAAAAAUAGACAAAAAUAUAAGAAGAAGAUCAGUCAGUCCCCUUCCCUCAAGAAGAAGAAGAAGAGGAAGGAGAUGGAGAAGGUGAUGGGUUUGGCAUCCGAUAAUGGGCUGGUGAUCUUCAGCAAGAGCUCUUGUUGCAUGUGCUAUGCCGUGAGCAUGUUGUUCCAAGGGAUCGGGGUGAAGCCAGUGAUGUACGAUAUCGACCAGGACCCACAAGGCAGGGAGAUGGAGAAAGCCCUCAUGAAGCUCGCCGGCACCACCGCCGGCCCAGUCCCCGCGGUCUUCAUCGGCGGCAAGUUCAUGGGCUCCACCAACGAGAUCAUGUCCGCACACCUCAGUGGCCAACUCCUCCAGAUGCUCAAGCCUUACCACUCUUUGUCUUAAUAUCAUCUAUUUCAUUUUCAUCAUCAUUUACUAGUUAAUUAGGGGAGGGAUUCCGAAUUAAUUAGUUUCUGCUCUAUAGAAAUAAGGAUUUACUUAAUUAGCCUUGUCGACAAAGUUAUUGGUAUUUGGUACGUACGUAGUUUCUAGUAGUCUAGAGCUUUGCACUUUCCUGGUCCUAAUAUACGAUCCUACAAAUGUCAGCUACUUAAUUAUUAUGUUUGUCGACAAAGAUAAUUUCCACCGCUAAUCAAUGAUUAAUUAGCUUGUAUUAUUUACUUGCCGGGUUCCUACAUCUUAAUUAAUGAAAUAUUUUAUGUUUA
Messenger RNA from Linum trigynum, 991 nucleotides. Lineage: Eukaryota; Viridiplantae; Streptophyta; Magnoliopsida; Malpighiales; Linaceae. The record is from the annotation of a GenBank genome assembly.